AUGGGUUACUCGGGCUUCGCCGCGUUCGUCGUCUUCCGCGCCCACGUGGACAGCCACGCGUAUUCCACGCCGACGUGUACGGACCGCCAGCCGCUGGAGUCCGCCGACCUACAUUCAUCUCGGAGUCGCCGCGGGCAGUACAUGGGGGACUUGUCGGUUACGAGUUGGAACGCCCAGGCGCUCUUCGCGACAGACAUGUUUCGAUUUGAGGCUAAGAGUUCCUACGUCAACAAGAUGAUGCUGAAAUCGGACAUCUGCCUGAUCACUGAGUCGCACGGCUCUGAGACGAGCAACUCCACCUGGCGUGCUCCUCUCGGUUCUACGGCCUGGUGGUCCGAGGGGGCCUCGCACGGUCAGGCCGGGGUCGGGGUCAUCAUCCGGGACUCGUUCCUGCAGCAGUUCACAGAAAGACCUCGGUGGGUCCACAUUUGGAAGGGCCGAGCUGCGAAGCUCUGCUUGCGGGGCCCCCUCGGCGCAUUGGACAUCGUUGUCGUCUACGGGCAUGCGGGCAGCCAUCGUGCGCCGGUCGAUUGA
Messenger RNA from Prorocentrum cordatum, 534 nucleotides. NCBI's taxonomy places the organism in Eukaryota, Dinophyceae, Prorocentrales, Prorocentraceae. The record is from the annotation of a GenBank genome assembly.